AAACAGAUUAUUCAAAACAAUUACUCACUGAAAUUACAGUCUAUCAUUUAAACGAAUCUUCAUACACUAUCUAAAUAGAGAUCAUCUCGGAGAUGCCGUAUCUGUAUGGCAUAGCGGAUACAAAGUUUUUGGUUAGGAAACUAAAGAAAAAGAUCAGCAAUGAUGUAGUACCGCCGAUUAAAUUUCAACGUCGGGAUUUUCUCAAGAAUUCUCCAAAAUUCAAUCUCCACGAUGUUCCCAUACAGUUUCGAUGCUCGCCGGCCAGUUUGCUGGAGUUGUGUGUGAAUGCCGUGGACAAGGUGCCCUUGUCACCGGUUUUUGAAUGGGAUGAUAUGGAUAUAAGGCGUUGGAUCAAGUCAUAUGGUUAUCCCGAGUAUAUGAAUACAUUUCGCGAGAAUAUGAUUUGGGGUCGCAAGUUGCUUCUACUUGAUGCUGCCGCCUUGUCGGCCAUGAAUAUCAAGGACUUCGAUCAUAUACGUCAUAUAGCCUAUGGGAUUCGAAUGCUUUUCCAUUUUGAGCUGACACGUUGGUCACACAGUAUUUCCCUGCCCGACGAGAAGCCCAACGAAUUGUAUUUACUGUUUCACACUCAGACGGGGAUCAAUUACGAUGAAGUGCGUCGAUCAGAUUUGUAUCGUCGCAUGAAGUUGCUAAGCAAAAGAUCCUUGAAUCUGGAUCACUGGGAUCUCCUGGAUCUGUGGCUGCGUCGAGAGAGGGAACGCAAAUGCACUGUAUUGAUAGGACAAGUGCCAAGAUAUAGCAUGUUCAAGUGCGAAAAGCCCAAAGUGGAGCAGGUGGGACUGGAGGGUCAUAUGGACGAAAGUGUCAUGUGCCGCACUUGCAUUCCGCCCUGCGAUUGCGACUGGACGGAGCGGGACAAUCAUUUGCCCUGGCGCCUCAGCUGCUUGACCCCGGCGGUCGGUAUGAGUCGAAGCAAAUGGAUGGCCAUGGACACCCGAUGUAGUUACUGUAUACCACCUUGUGAGUGCCGUUGGCCAUCGCGUUACUAUCUCACCGGAACGGUCAUGAAGUGCUUGCAAAAGAAAUUCCCAGAGAAAUUCUGUCCCAUCUUCGAUGAACGCAUGCGGGCCACUGCCAGGCCCAGUUUGAUUGAGCGAUGGACACGUUUCUCCUUUUGAGACAAUCCUAUCUAUUGACGGAAGUGCACCUAAAACCUAAAAUACACAUUAUAUUCUGUAAUGCAAUAUGCAAUUAUAAAUUGCCAUAUAUCAACUGA
Messenger RNA from Drosophila willistoni, 1237 nucleotides. RefSeq lists its product as uncharacterized. The record is from RefSeq and is a predicted model, not a curated record. Bases 93 to 1139 code for a protein of 348 amino acids. The transcript is spliced from 2 exons. NCBI's taxonomy places the organism in Eukaryota, Metazoa, Arthropoda, Insecta, Diptera, Drosophilidae. Gene Ontology annotation, molecular function: protein binding.